This is a messenger RNA of Penicillium malachiteum, 1101 nucleotides long. Its product is annotated as glutamine amidotransferase subunit DUG3. The transcript is spliced from 4 exons. The record is from RefSeq and is a predicted model, not a curated record. Bases 1 to 1101 code for a protein of 366 amino acids. Lineage: Eukaryota; Fungi; Ascomycota; Eurotiomycetes; Eurotiales; Aspergillaceae.
AUGUGUCGUUUUCUGAUCUAUAAAGGACGUAACGAGAUCCGUCUCAGCAAGCUGGUAACAGAGCCCAGCCAUUCCAUUCUGACUCAGUCCUAUGACUCCCGCUUAAGAUUGGACAACCGCCGCCCAGUAAACGGCGAUGGCUUCGGUGUAGGAUUCUACACCGACCCUAAACUAGGCCCAGAGCCUUGUAUCUUCACAUCCACACUUCCAGCCUGGAACUGCGAGAAUCUCGAGCGCCUUGCAUCAAAGACAUGCUCAAAUCUAAUCUUCGCUCACGUUCGCGCCACGACAGAAGGUGCCCUCGCAGACAACAACUGUCAUCCAUUCCAACACCAGACGCUGAUGUGGAUGCACAAUGGCGCCGUUGGAGCCUGGAACAACAUUAAGCGUACGUUGGCAUCGUCGCUUUCUGAUAAGUGGUUCCUGGGUGUGAAAGGUGGAACGGAUAGCGAGUGGUCUUUUGCGCUAUUCCUUGAUCUAUUGGAGAGAGAAGGUGUGGAUCCGUCUUCGGAUCCUGGGCCUGAGGGCUUUGGUCAGGCUCUGCUGCGAAAGGUCAUGAUGAAGACUAUUGCGAAGAUUAAUGAGUUUAUUGCUGCGAUUCCGGAGCAGAGUAAGACUGCGGGAUUGGAGACGCGCAGUUUGUUGAAUUUCGCCGUUACGGAUGGUCAUACUGUUAUUUGUACCAGGUAUAUCAGCAGUAAGACGGAUGAGCCGGCCAGUCUGUACUUUUCGUCAGGGACGAAGUGGAAGGAGGGAAGUACGAAGGGACACUUCAAGAUGGAGCGUCACGAUAAGGGUGCUGAUAUUGUCUUGGUGGCUAGUGAGCCGAUUACUUUUGAAAGACAUAAUUGGGUUUCUGUCCCGACUAACUCAGUCGUCACAAUCCACAAGCAGACUGUGCUGCUUCAUCCGAUUUUGGAUGAAUUCUACAGCGAGGGUCUGAACCAUGACCGUUCAUCUUGCUAUGCUUCUUCCAAGGGUCUUGUGAGCACAGCACCGGGUACUACAGUUCCACCCUCGAAAAACCCGGACACUUGUGCCCCAUCGGAGCCUAGCUUGGAGGCAAAUCGGUUGAGUCGUUCUACAGAAUGUGCCGUUUAG